GAAGAGAUGAAACUUUAUGAUCAUGUUGCUUGACCUCGUUAUAAUCCUGUUAUAAUCCUCGUCCUCUAGGAGACAGCGGCAAGGUGACGACGGUGGUGGCCACACCGGGUCAGGGACCGGACCGCCCACUGGAGGUCUCUUACACUGACAUCAAGGUGAUUGGAAACGGGUCGUUUGGUGUGGUGUACCAGGCUCGGCUCAUCGACAGCCAGGAGAUGGUGGCCAUCAAGAAGGUUCUGCAGGACAAGAGGUUCAAGAAUCGUGAACUUCAGAUCAUGAGGAAACUGGAUCACUGCAACAUCGUCCGACUACGUUACUUCUUCUACUCCAGUGGCGAGAAGAAAGAUGAAGUGUACCUCAACCUGGUGCUGGACUUUGUCCCUGAGACGGUCUACAGGGUUGCCCGGCAUUUCAACAAGGCCAAGAGCAUCAUUCCUAUCAUAUAUGUGAAGGUCUACAUGUACCAGUUGUUUCGCAGCCUGGCUUACAUCCAUUCCCAGGGAGUGUGUCACAGAGACAUCAAGCCCCAGAACCUGCUCGUGGACCCGGAGACUGCCAUCCUCAAGCUGUGCGACUUCGGCAGCGCCAAGCAGCUGGUGCGCGGUGAACCCAACGUGUCGUAUAUCUGCUCACGGUAUUAUCGGGCCCCGGAGCUAAUUUUCGGGGCCACAGACUACACGGCAAACAUUGAUAUCUGGUCAGCAGGCUGCGUCCUCGCGGAGCUGCUGCUCGGACAGCCCAUAUUCCCCGGGGACAGCGGAGUGGACCAACUGGUAGAGAUCAUCAAGGUUCUGGGAACACCGACACGGGAACAGAUCCGAGAGAUGAACCCGAACUACACAGAGUUCAAGUUCCCUCAGAUUAAAGCUCAUCCAUGGACCAAGGUGUUUAAACCGCGCACCCCCCCGGAGGCCAUCGCCCUGUGCUCCCGGCUGCUGGAGUACACACCGGCCUCACGCUUCUCCCCGCUCGAGGCCUGCUCGCACGCCUUCUUCGACGAGCUGCGCCAGCCCAACACGCGGCUGCCCAGCGGCCGGGAGCUGCCCAUGCUCUUCAACUUCAGCACCACAGAGCUGUCAAUCCAGCCCCAGCUCAACUCGACCCUCAUCCCUCCUCACGCCCGCUCGCACACAGCUGCUUCCGCCCACGACGGCACCGGUUCAGAUUCAUCUCAACACAGCUCAGUACCAGGAUCUCUUAACAGCAUCUGAAGCCGCUUCUCACCUGCCUGCCUCCUGUCAGCCACACACACACUCACACACCUACACACACACACACACACACACACACACACUACAGCUUUCCUCUGUGCUGCUUGCUCUCCUCUUAGAUGAUCUGUUUUUGUACAGUCCACACGUUGAACAAGCUCGUAGUUCUGUAGUUGCCCAGUUUGAAGCUCCGGCAGGAGAUUGUUACACACACACACACACACACACACACAGACACACACACACAGACACACACAGACACACAGAGUCGUCUUGCUGCUGCUCAGGUGGGAUGUGAAGGUUCGAUACACGGGGCUGGUCCUCUGUUAUAUAACCUUUUUUUUUUUUUUUUUAAAUCACCUUUUAUUUCCCGUUUUUCUUCUUUAUAUCUGUGUUUAUUUAUUUGACGUAUUGAAAUGCAUCAUGUGAGCUCAACACAUUUAGUCUCUACAGCUUCUUUUUUUUGUUAAGGUUCCUUCCAUGUUUUUAAAUCCCUGUUGUUUCCGUGUUGGACUGCAAACGGCCCGGCCACGACUAGAAACGCCCCCAAGUAGGUCAUCAGGGUAACGGAGGUUUUUAUUUAACUCGGGGCUGGAGAACUGCUGCAGGGACUGAAACACUCAGAAAUCCUCCAGCCACAUUAUUCAUAUAUAUAUAUAUAUAUGUAGAGUAUACAUGUCUACAGCCUGAUGUAUAAGCUCAAGUUAGAUCUCCAGCUGGUUGACUUCCUGUUGACGAGGCAGCACCAGGGAGCAUUUCUCAGUGUUUGGUUGCAGAUCUGUUGUAUUUGUCUCUGACGUGAAUCAUGUUCAGUAGCUGUAUUUUUAGACUGAACUGGAAAUCACCCGACUUUGAGGACCAGCUGUUGCUUCUGUUUUUAAUCCUGAACUAAAGAGCGACACGUUCCCGUGGAAAAAAAAUUAAUAAUCCACAAACCCGUCAGCGGUCGUUAGUGGACUCGACGAUGGUGCAGUUUUAAUUUUCCUCUCCGGGCACAUCUACACUCACAUAUACGGUAAUUAUGGGUGAAAUCAAACCCUAGUUGAGAUUCCUCCUCAUCUUUUAAACAUGAUUUUAUCUUUAGAUCCGUUUCCUCAUCAGGAGGGGAGGGGCUGUGCUGAAAACCAUAACUUCCAGAGGGAAACUUGUUCUUCACCGAUACUAAAUGUACUUAGAGCUGUAAGUGUCAGUGGUGAAGGAAGCGUGAAUGUGUGGCUCAGCUUAAUCACAGUAAUAUAUUCAGAUAGAGACUUUUAACCAUGAGCAGACAAAGCUGUUUGUUCACUGUUCCACCAAAUGAUUUGUUGUGCUCAGUGGUUUAUUAGAUAGAAGUGUAAGUUUCCCUGUUUCUUCAGCUGGAGCCGAACACUGAAGCUUAUCUUUAAUAAUUAAGAAAUCCACAGACGGCAACAUUGAUGCCUCCUAGAGAAAUUGUUUGUGCAAUUUACCUGCUGAAAGAAAUUCAACAUUAAACUUCUGCCCAUUUUAACCAUUCAAUAGAAAAAUCUGUUUAUUCCUUGAUUCCUCAUUUACAGUAAAUCACUGUUGACUGGUUUAGUUCAGGUCACUGAGGUGUAACGUGUCAUCUGAGGUUUAUUUCACUCAAAUUAUUAGUAUUGAAACUGGAAUUCCCCGAGCAGAGGAACAAGAACUCUUAACUCUGGAUUAAAUGUUUCAGGCGAGUGAUGCUUCGUGUGAACUUGACGAGCAGAAGCUUAAAACAUUAACUGAGGUUCAGCUGCAGACACGUCAUCAGAAAUGUUUCAUAAACCACAUUAAUACCAAGCGGGGGGGUUCCUUUAUGGUUUGUCGUACUUCUAUCUUUCUGAGGACCAGUUCGGAGUUGUUACCACGUUGAGGAGUAGUGUGUGUCUGUCCCACCACGUCCCGAACUGCAGUCUGAGCAGCCGGUGUUGUAGGAGUAGAGCAGUCGAAGCAGAUCUCUAGUCAGCAGUGCACUUGAAAGUUUGUAGAAUAGUAUAUUUGAUACUAUCGUACCAUUCCUCCUCCUGCUGUCUGAACUGCAGCCAUCUUUGUUUUCAAACCCACUUUCAUUCUGUAUGCAGAGAGUGGGGAGCUUUUUGUUUUCUUUCUCCUCCCCCCACCCCCUCAGCUGCUUCUGGGUUUCAAACUAGCAACCUGCCGGACUUUGUUUGACCGACUCCUCGGGGUGCGUCACACUCGGAGCCGUCAGAUCCUCUGUGGCUGUGAAACGGUGUGAGGACAGAACCCUGUGACCGAGAAUCAAACAUGGCCGAUCCUCCUCCUCCUCUCAGAAGCCAGUCAUUCCCUCCACCUACUUUCUGCAUCUCUUGUCGCACAUGUAAAUAUCACUGAUUUUUAAUUUCCCACUUUUUACUUUUUAUGACAGAGUUUAUAUCUUAUUUUCCUCAUUUUCUCUAUGGAGCAGUUCUUAGUUUGUGCAUUUCUGUAAAUAUGUUUUUUUUUCACUAUCCAAAAUGUAAAAAUACUGCAAAUAAGAAAAAGAAAAAACAGUCUCCUCCUCGUGUUUGUCGAGGAUCUCUCUCUCUCUCUCUCUCUCUCUCUCUCUCUCUCUCUCUCUCUCUCUCUCUCUCUCUCUCUCUCUCUCUCUCUCUCUCUCUCUCUCUCUCUCAGUGAAUCUCAGCCUUCCUCCAUGUUGCUUCCUCAGUGGGACCAACCCGACUGAAUUCAUAUUGAAAGAGUUCCGUUCCAAAUCACUCUCCUCCUCUUUUGGUUGUGAAUAUUAUAAUCUAACGUAAUAAAUUAAAUGUAAAGGAUCAUUCCGACCCUCAUCUUUGUUUCUGCAUUGUCCUCAAAGUCCCUUUUAACAAGCUGCGGGUCUUUUAGUUUCACAACCGACCCUGAAGUCCCCUGAGAGGAGCUGUGACCUGUGAACCCUGAAGCUGCAGGUUUCUGUGUUUCCCACGUUCUUCUCACUUAGACAUCGCGCUGUGACGUCCAGAUAGUUCUCGACCCGGGCAUCUUGUUAUUGUUGUGUGCUCUGUGGCGUUCAGGAUCGCUGCUAAUAGUCACAAGAUGGUAGAAAUAAACACGUGCGCUGUGAAUGCAGACGGAGGAAUCCACUGAAAACCAACAGGUUCAAGUGGAGUGACUUUCACAAAAUGUUCUUUUUUUUUUGUUAUUAGAUUCUCUGAGAAACUUGAGUGAUGUCACUGAUUCUCCACACGUUGUGUUACUUUGAUUUACUCCUUUGCUGUGGUCGUUGGUCUCACUCUGCCCGGAUGGACUGAUGUGAUGGAGGAGGAGGAGGAGGAGAGAGAGAAAGAACCACAAACAUGUCUGUCUCUGUUCUGUGUGCGUAUGAUAUGGACUCAUUUAAUGUAAUAAAGUGAUGAAACUGUG
This is a messenger RNA of Pleuronectes platessa (European plaice), 4553 nucleotides long. RefSeq names its product glycogen synthase kinase-3 beta. The transcript is spliced from 10 exons. Gene Ontology annotation, molecular function: ATP binding; protein serine/threonine kinase activity. The record is from RefSeq and is a predicted model, not a curated record. NCBI's taxonomy places the organism in Eukaryota, Metazoa, Chordata, Actinopteri, Pleuronectiformes, Pleuronectidae. Gene Ontology annotation, cellular component: axon; cytosol; cytoplasm. Bases 216 to 1211 code for a protein of 331 amino acids. Gene Ontology annotation, biological process: regulation of neuron projection development; protein phosphorylation; negative regulation of TOR signaling.